AUGACCAGAUUGUUAUUAUUAAUCUCUCUUUUCUUAUCACUUACGAGGGCAUUUUAUUUGCCAGGUGUUGCUCCGACGACAUAUCACGAGGGUGAUGAGAUCCCAUUAUUAGUUAAUCAUCUUUCUCCAUCGAUGUACUGGCAGCAUAAAAAUGAUGAAGGAAAAGAUGUUUCCAGUGAUAAAAAUAAAUAUUUAUACUCAUAUGACUAUUAUUACGAUAGGUUCCAUUUCUGUCAACCUGAAAAGAUAGAAAAACAACCAGAGUCCUUAGGUUCCAUAAUGUUUGGUGAUAGAAUUUAUAACUCUCCUUUCCAAUUGAAUAUGCUUGAAGAAAAACAGUGUGCCUCUUUGUGUAAAAGUACAAUUCCAGGGAAUGAUGCAAAAUUCAUCAAUAAGUUGAUUAAGAAUGGUUUUUUCCAAAAUUGGUUAAUUGAUGGACUUCCAGCUGCUCACGAAGCUCACGAUACUAGAACCGGCACUGACUUUUAUGGCUCUGGUUUUGAAUUAGGUUUAGUAGAUGUUGUACAAGCUGUAGAUGAAACAGAAGCAAGAACGAAGGUUGCCGCAGCCAAUCAAGGCGCAGAGUUAGAUGCUCGUGAUGCCAAGAACGUUAAGACAAUCAAAAAUGUUGAAUUAGUAUACUUCGUCAAUCAUUAUGAUAUCAGAAUUGAAUACCAUGACAGAGGUAACGGUGAUUAUCGUGUAGUUGGCGUCAUUGUAAAUCCCGUAUCCAUUCAACGUUCCUCACCUGGUUCCUGUGAGUCUACCGGCCAACCUCUAACUCUUCAAGAAGAUGAGGAUAAUGAUGUCUACUUUACUUAUUCUGUUACUUUUGUGCCUUCAGAAACCAGCUGGGCCACAAGAUGGGAUAAAUAUUUACAUGUUUACGAUCCAACCAUCCAAUGGUUUUCCUUGGUUAAUUUCUCACUUAUCGUUCUUCUAUUAUCUACUGUUGUUCUUCAUUCUUUGUUAAAAGCUCUUAAGAAUGAUUUUGCGCGUUAUAAUGAAUUCAAUCUUGACGAUGAAUUCCAAGAAGAUGCUGGAUGGAAAUUGUGUCACGGUGAUGUUUUCCGUAUCCCACAUAAAUCAAUGCUGUUAUCUGUUUUGGUAGGCUCUGGCGUUCAACUAUUCAUAAUGAUAUCUACCACUAUUUUUUUUGCCGCAUUAGGUUUCUUAUCUCCAAGUUCAAGAGGUUUAUUGGGAACAGUCAUGUUUAUGCUUUACGCUUUAUUUGGUUUUGUCGGAUCUUACACUUCUAUGGGUGUUUAUAAAUUUUUCAGAGGCCCAUACUGGAAAGCUAACAUGGUUUUGACACCAAUAUUAGUUCCUGGCAGUAUUUUCAUAACCAUUAUUGCUAUGAACUUCUUCUUGAUGUACGUUCACUCUUCAGGUGUUAUUCCAGCCAAGACAUUAUUUUUCAUGGUUCUAUUAUGGUUCGUCUUUUCCAUUCCCUCCGCUUUCGCAGGUUCCUUGGUUGCUAAUAAGAAAUGUAACUGGAAUGAGCACCCAACUAAGACAGAACAAAUCGCAAGACAGAUUCCAUUCCAACCAUGGUAUUUGAAAACUAUUCCUGCGACAUUUAUUGCUGGUAUUUUCCCAUUCGGUUCUAUCGCCGUGGAGAUUUAUUUCAUAUACACAAGUUUGUGGUACAACAAGAUUUUCUACAUGUUUGGUUUCUUGUUUGUUUCUCUCUUAUUAUUAGCUCUCACAACAUCUUUAGUCACCGUUCUAAUCACUUAUCAUUCGUUAUGUUUAGAAAACUGGAACUGGCAAUGGAGAAGUUUUAUUGUUGGGGGUGUUGGUUGCGCUAUUUAUGUCUUCAUUCACUCAAUUUUAUUCACCAAAUUCAAAUUAGGAGGUUUCACCACUGUUGUGUUAUAUUUAGGUUACAGUUCUAUCAUAUCUCUGUUAUGUUGCAUUGUAACUGGUUCCAUCGGGUUCUUGAGUAGUAUGUUCUUCGUCAGAAAAAUCUUCUCAUCUAUCAAAGUUGAUUGA
This is a messenger RNA of Kazachstania africana CBS 2517, 1995 nucleotides long. RefSeq names its product Emp70p (gene EMP70). Gene Ontology annotation, biological process: vacuolar transport; protein localization to membrane. The transcript has a single exon. Lineage: Eukaryota; Fungi; Ascomycota; Saccharomycetes; Saccharomycetales; Saccharomycetaceae. Gene Ontology annotation, cellular component: endosome; fungal-type vacuole membrane. The record is from RefSeq and is a predicted model, not a curated record. The coding region runs from base 1 to 1995 and encodes 664 amino acids.